Messenger RNA from Sus scrofa (pig), 610 nucleotides. RefSeq names its product ribosomal protein L26 (gene RPL26). Gene Ontology annotation, cellular component: large ribosomal subunit; ribosome. NCBI's taxonomy places the organism in Eukaryota, Metazoa, Chordata, Mammalia, Artiodactyla, Suidae. Gene Ontology annotation, biological process: translation. Gene Ontology annotation, molecular function: structural constituent of ribosome; RNA binding. The record is from RefSeq and is a predicted model, not a curated record.
CCCUUUUGCGGCCAUCGCUGAAGCGCCAGCGGGUGAGAAUUUCCCCGGACAGUGCAUAUAAUCUGCAGCCAUCCGUUCACGAGCACGGUGGCUCUCGAUCCCGGGGACCUAGAUCAUGUUCUGGAGCCAAAAUGAAGUUCAAUCCUUUUGUGACCUCCGACCGAAGCAAGAACCGUAAAAGGCAUUUCAAUGCACCUUCCCACAUUCGCAGGAAGAUUAUGUCUUCCCCUCUUUCCAAAGAGCUGAGACAGAAGUACAAUGUUCGAUCCAUGCCCAUCCGAAAGGACGAUGAAGUUCAGGUUGUACGAGGGCACUACAAGGGGCAGCAGAUUGGCAAAGUAGUCCAGGUUUACAGGAAGAAAUACGUCAUCUACAUUGAACGAGUGCAGCGGGAGAAGGCUAAUGGCACAACUGUCCAUGUGGGCAUUCACCCCAGCAAGGUGGUUAUCACUAGACUAAAACUGGACAAGGACCGCAAAAAGAUACUUGAACGUAAAGCCAAAUCUCGCCAAGUAGGAAAGGAAAAGGGAAAAUAUAAGGAAGAAACCAUUGAGAAGAUGCAGGAAUAAAAUAAUCAUGUAUAGAACUUUCAUUAAAAACCUAAAAUGAA